Messenger RNA from Sabethes cyaneus, 2321 nucleotides. It is a transcript of the gene Prp3, whose product is annotated as U4/U6 small nuclear ribonucleoprotein Prp3. Gene Ontology annotation, cellular component: U4/U6 x U5 tri-snRNP complex. The record is from RefSeq and is a predicted model, not a curated record. Gene Ontology annotation, biological process: mRNA splicing, via spliceosome. The transcript is spliced from 2 exons. Lineage: Eukaryota; Metazoa; Arthropoda; Insecta; Diptera; Culicidae. The coding region runs from base 235 to 2220 and encodes 661 amino acids.
UCGCGUAGAAAGUGAACGGUGCAGGAGUGGAGUAAAGCUCAUUUGACUAGUGAAACGAUUAUAGUUAUAAGUCUGUUAACAUUACAAUACUAACUAAUAUUACCGCAACUAUAAUGCAGUUUGUACAGCUGCAACCGUGGUUUUCAGUUUAAAAAAUUCAAGUUUUCUAUGUGUUACCGAUUCUGGACCCAUUUAGUGAGAAACUAACCUAGAAAAAAGUUGCAAUACCGAAAGAUGUCCUAUUUUUCGCGUCGUGAACUAGAGGGCAUCCGUCCCAACUUGGACAAGCUGAUUUACAAAGUACUAGGAGAUUCGGAUUCGUCGGUGCUAUCAACAAUCGAAAGCAAUCUUCAUAGUGGCUUCGACCGGCGAAAGCUCAUAGAUAAACUAUCUUCGUUUAUCGAUAGCAAGCGGGCCUCUCGUCUUUCGGAUAAGGUGGAAGACUUGCUGGACGAGCUGAAAUCAUCUUCGCACAGAUCCAAAAAACGAAGUCAUGAAGACGAUCCUAGAGAAAAAGAUAUUAAAAAGGUUAAGACAAAACAUGAAGAAAGUAGCAGAAAACUCUCCGACGAGAGAGCUAGCAGGAAGGAAGGAAAUGGAAGCAGCAUUAUUGCGAAGGAAGGUAGAGGAACUAAGGAAGAAUCCAAGAGUUUCUCUACGAACCAAAUUAAGGAAAUGAUGGAGAGUGCCCAAAGGGAGAUCGAAGAACGGAAGAAAAAACUCGAAUCGAUAAAAGCAGCAAAGACUCCUCCUGCUUCGGCAGUUGCAGCAGCGGCGGCUGUUUCCGCUAAAAUAACUGCGGCAGCAGCAGCAGCCGCUACUCCGCUUGUAAUUGACCCUGACCGUUCUCGAAAAAUUGCUCAGCUUCAAGAGCAGAUUAGGGCCAAAUUAUCCGGAACACUAGCCGCUGUUCUUCCUCCUAUUGCCCAGGAUAAACCAAAGCCUUUAAUUUUGGAUGCCGAGGGUCGAACUGUAGACGGUAGUGGUCAGGCUGUUGAAGUUCCCAAGCUGACACCUACCCUGAAGGCAAAUAUUCGGGCAAAAAAACGAGAAACGACCAAAAUCCUUCAAGCCGAAAAGCAGCAGCAGGAAGAGUCCGCGGAGACGCACUUCUUUGAUGAUCGAAUUGCCAUCAAGCCGGCAGUUAGGAACAAGCGAGCGCUUCGGUUUCACGAGCCAGGCAAAUUCCAGCAGCUUGCCGAACGUUUGCGAAUGAAAUCUCAGCUGGAAAAGCUGCAGAAUGAGAUUUCCCAAAUUGCGCGUAAAACUGGAAUCAGCUCCGCUACCAAGUUGGCUUUGAUUGCUCCGAAGGCAGAUACUCAUUCCAAUGAGGUACCGCAGAUGGAAUGGUGGGACUCGGUCAUUUUGACCGAUGACCUCAAUAAGCUCGAUAGAAGCGGUCGAAUCUCGAUUCGCGAAUCGGCCAUCACGAAUCUGAUCGAGCAUCCGACACAGAUGCGACCGCCCAACGAAUCAUCCCGCCCUGUCUAUUUACCGGUGUUCCUAACUAAGAAAGAGCGUAAAAAACUUCGCCGGCAGAAUCGACGCGAAGCUUGGAAGGAAGAACAGGAGAAAAUCCGACUAGGAUUGGAACCACCACCGGAACCAAAGCUACGAAUUUCCAAUCUAAUGCGGGUACUUGGCACCGAAGCCGUACAGGAUCCGACGAAAAUUGAAGCCCACGUUCGGGAGCAAAUGGCCAAACGACAGAAAGCGCACGAGGAAGCAAAUGCGGCUCGAAAGCUUACCGAUGAUCAACGUCGUGAGAAAAAGGUACGCAAGAUGAAAGAAGACACCUCGCUGGGAGUGCACGUGUCUGUCUAUCGAAUUCGUGAUUUGCACGAUCAGCAGAGCAAAAAGUACAAGGUAGAAACCAACGCGAAGCAGUACUUUAUGACGGGAGUUUGCGUCCUUUUUCGGGACUGCUGUGUCGUGGUGGUUGAGGGCGGGCCGAAGCAGCAGAAGAAAUACAAACGAUUGAUGCUGCAUCGUAUUAAAUGGGAGGAAGAUUUGGUGAAAAAUGCCGACGGAAAUGAGAUACCGAAUUCUUGUGUUUUGGUUUGGGAAGGUACCGCCCAAAGGCGUCAUUUCGGCGAAUUUAAGUACAAAUCAUUUCCGAUGGAGAAGAGCGCCAGGGAGUUUUUCCAAAAACAUCAUGUCGAACACUACUGGGAUCUGGCGUACUCGGGAGCAGUACUGGAAGCUUCAGAAGACACUUGAAUGAUUACCGUUGUUUGAGUGUAGCAAGGUAUUUUGCGUUUUUCGUUGAAAGUUUCUCUGUUUUGUUGAAAAACAUUGUGGAAUGUCUGGUAGGAUAAAUA